AUGCCGUCCCUGAUCAAGCAGCAAAUCCUAAAACCCUUGUCCAUAUUCGCUAAAAAUGUCGAUCUUGAUCAGGUCAGGCUGAGUGCUUUAAGGGGUGAAAUGAGCAUGGAAAACCUAGAGUUGAACGAAAACGUUCUAAUGGAACUCCUUGAAUUCCCUAAAUGGCUCCGGAUAGACAGUGCUGUAUGCACUCAUAUAUACAUGAAGGUAACGCGUGAUCUGUUAACUUGCGCUCUUUGCAGAUUCCCUGGACAAAUCUCCGUUCUCGUCCCAUCCUUAUGGUUUACAAUGGUGAUUCUGUCUCUUCCUACCGGUAUCCUAUUCAUUAAUGUUAUUCUUCUUAGUGCGUCAUACGGACGUUAUGGUAUGGUUGAGCGCGCCAUUGAUGGGAUUUCAAUCCGUAUUCAUGAAUUAGAUGUCGAGCUGAAGUCCAAACUUUUCAAAGCCUCUGCAAAUGUUUGUUCAAUCCCAUGA
Messenger RNA from Hydatigera taeniaeformis, 474 nucleotides. The record is from the annotation of a GenBank genome assembly. NCBI's taxonomy places the organism in Eukaryota, Metazoa, Platyhelminthes, Cestoda, Cyclophyllidea, Taeniidae.